AUGUCAGAGAAUUGCGAGAGGGGUCCAGGUGGCAACGAGGUGUGUCAGAGGAGGGGUAAUAUGUUAAGGCUAGUUUGUUUCUCACUAACUAUCCGCAUCCAAUGAUGUGGAGUAUGCUGAGUGGAGUCAGUCCCCCUCGAUCAUUUAAAAGGGAAACUAAGGGGGACACUGACACAGGGCAUGAUGCAUCUCACUCAGCCAAGGAUUAUAGUGAAAAACAAGCGCUAAGUAUGCGUGGUGGAGUGAGGAGUAGUACCUCCACAUCUACUUCUACCACAUCUACUUCUAUGUGGUCGAAAGAAGGCGGAAACUUGGGACGAGCAGGGGUAGAUGAGACGAAGAAUGAGACUACCUCUACUUCUAUUAAGGCAACCGCUGAUGAGGCAUCCUCAGCAGCAUCGAUCCUUGUCUCUUUUUCUAAGGACUUGAAAAAGAAGCCAAGAAUGGGUUCUGAGGGAUGCGAGCGCGGUUGCUCUAAUUCCACUUCGAAUCUCCGUGGUAGUGCUAACAUAGCCCAGCAGCCUCAAGUUGAAGAACUUAUGACUCAAAGAUGGCCUUUUAGAGUCUGACUUUUUUUUAUAAUCGUGCAAGACUUGUCUGAACUUUUUCGUUUAUAGAAGAAUCUUUGUACUAGUAUUCUAGGCGACCUUAUAUGUCCCGAAACAAAAGAUAUGUAUCCACCUGAGUCAUCUCUCGCUCCUACCCACUCUAAGAAAACAGUUGUAGAGAUAAAAACACCACCGACCCAGACACCGAACUUCCGAAGCUCUGUUAUCGCACCUACUGCUACUUCUACUCCGACUGCUACUCCUGCUGCGGAGGCUGUUCCUGCUGUACCUGCUGUGCCUGAAAACAAGCUGAAUUUGAGGGGCUCGGCAGAGAACGCCAAGACGGUAGACGCAAGCACUGUAGACCAAAAGCAUGGACAUCACCAUCACGUUCACGAUCACUCGGGACAUCAUCAUCAUGACCACGGACAUGGACACGAGCACGGACAUGGACACGAUCAGGCUAAGGCAACAAGUGUUCUAUCAGUACUGUACCGUGUGUUUGUGUAGGGUGUCUAGAGCUACCCUACAUCAUGUGAGAAGUGGCAACUCAUAGGACUCUGCGCGGAUGCGUUUAGUUUCAUUCUCUUGAGUAAAGUAGUUUCUUGAAUUCUAAGGCCAAUGAGAUUAUUAUGGGAAGGAUUGCAAGAGACGGCUCCAAAAAAUUCAGGGGAUGAGAGGUCGUUCCAAAAAAUUCUAAUCACAGACACGGACACCACCAUCAUCACCAUGCUCAUGAUUUUGCGGGACACAACGAACACGAGCAUAAUGACGCUGCCCAUAAGGCCAAGGCGCAGUUCAAUAAGACUUACGGCACAUUAAGUAGUAUUUGAACUCUGCACAUUCAGUAGUGUUCGAAGUUCAAUAUGAAAAUAUUUUGAAGCUGCUCUGGUUUUUCAGUCUCAUGUCAAGUAGAAGAUCGUAGAAGAUUUUUUGUCGUUUCGUCUCAACAUCUGGAGAUAUCCUUGUCCACCAUGAAGAUCUUUUCUCUUCUAAUCUCCGAACUUCCGACGACCGAGUGCUUCUGGCGACGCAGAUUCGAGUGAGCCUUCGCAAGAAGAUGAGACGGAUACGCGUACCACUACCAAUUUGCGUGGAAGACGGGCUCCUAAUGAUUAAGGCUUCUUGUAGCGGAUGUUUGUUUAUUGUUUGACGAUAGAAGGAACUGACAGAUUCUUUCUAAAACAGGUAACGAAAGUGAACCACAAUUGCGAACCACCCUCACUCAUCACCCUCACUUACCACCCUCAGCCCUCACUCACCCUCAGUCUAAGAACCUAAAGCUGGCGCAGGGAAAGCUGCGGGAGUCGAGAAGCACCAUUUCAGACGAGCUCUGGAACAGUCGGGCGGUCGCUUCUAUCGCACUCUGCAGCUGGGAGGAUGUUUGA
Molecule: messenger RNA, 1936 nt
Organism: Amoebophrya sp. A25
Lineage: Eukaryota; Dinophyceae; Syndiniales; Amoebophryaceae
Source: the annotation of a GenBank genome assembly